GAAAACCCACGCGGACUUCCAAGCGCAUAUGUUUUUAUAUAGUGUUUGCACUUCCAGGCCUGGGUGGCAUGGUGGCUCGUUCCGCCAGGGGGCGUUGGCGCUGUGCAGCUGUCGGCUCCGAUGGAGGACGGCCCCGUAGCGCUCUCGGCGUCCUCGCUGCCCGCGUCGCCCGGCACCUACCAGCUGCGGCUCGUGCUGUCGGAGUCCGAAUAUCCUGGCUUUACGGAGGACGCCAGCAGCAAUAUUUUUGUCUACGACUCUGCUUCCUUCCUGAUCGACGAGCCACCCACGGGCGGCUCGUGCCAGGUGUUUCCCAGCUCUGGCAACGCGACCCUAACAAAAUUCACACUGUCCUCCUUGAACUGGCUGGAUGACGACCUCCCGCUGCUCCACUCGUUCUCCAAGUGCAUUGGGGCAAGUCAGCGGCGCACCGGCGGUUGCGACGCUUGGGUGACACUCAGUGCUUACUCUCAGAGCCAGACCAUGCAGAACGUCCUGUUUUCCAGCACUGGAACGAUGACUGUCCGCGCGUUGGCCCAAGACGCACUCGGCUCCUCCGCAGAGGCUACGACCGAGGUGGAGGUCUUCGAGCUGACACAGGUCAUCAACGACGACGAGCUGCUGAGUGUGGUGACCGCGGUGGCCAGUUUCGGCGACCCCUUCACCACCCUGGCGGCCGUGUCGGCGGUGGCAGAGACCUCCGGCGGCGGGAACCAAGAGUUCUCCAGCGCCCUGCUCGAUGCAAUGGGGAACAGCGGCGCCCUCGCGGACGCCUCAACCGAGGCCAUCUCGGCGUCGAGCACGGCGCUUGCCAGCAUCGUGUCGGCGGCGUCGACCGUCUCAACGGCCUCGGACGGAAGCGAGACCACCGCCGCGCCCACGGCGGUGGUCGUGCAGAUGGAGGUCGCGGAGAAGGCGGCGACGGUGGUCACCAGCAUCGCGUCGGCGGCGGCUGGCCUGGACGAGGGCAUGCAGGCGGACACUGCAACCGUACUGAUGAGCUCCGUGGCCACGCUGCUGAACACUGCUACGGCUGCGAUUGCGGACAACGGCACCGCGGCCGCGGGGGGCAACAGCACCUCGGCCCAGGCGCAGAAGCAGAAGGGCCUCAGCGGCCAGCUGCAGCAGGCCGCCGAGGCCAUCGGAGACGCCGUCAUCCAGGCCGCUUCUGCCGGCGAGACGGUGACGCUGAACACGAGCUCUGGCCUGGAGCUCAGCGUGCAGAAGGCGGACAGCGAUCAGCUGGCCGCGGGGGGCGUCAGCAUGGGCGGCUUCACGCUGCCCCCGAUGCCAGAGCUCGCCGCAAGCCGGCGCCUGCAGGCGGGGCGCAGGCUUCCCGGCGGGGCGGGCAUCGGCCUACAGCAGGCGAAGUGGCCGAGCAAUCCGUUCUCCUAUGCUGGCUCCGCCGCGUCGACCACAUCCAGCUCCGGGCAAGCGGUGGAUACGACCAUUCCGUUCGACGGCGUGCGCUCCUUCACUAUCCGGCAGGGCGGUGAGGAGGUGGCCGUCAGCGGCCUGGUGCAGCCCAUCACCAUGCUGCUGCCGCUGUCUGGCGGCAGGAGGCUGAGUCAGAGCCAGGACACCGUCGUGGAGGAGGUGCACGAGUGCAUGUUUUUCAACCAUACGCAGGAUGCCUGGUCAAGCGAGGGCUGCUGGUUGGUGGAAGUCAACGACGACAGCAUCACCUGCAACUGCACUCAUCUCUCCUUUUUCUCGUCUGCCGUCGGCUUCGUAACGUCCGCACUCGGCGAUUUCCUCUGUCCCAACGUCGCUAUUCUCGCUCCGGCAGGGUUCGCGAAUCUGGGCAAGGGCCAGUGGGCGAUGCAGCGCGGAGGGAUCGUUCUCUGGACGCUGUUGGCGAUCCAUUUGGCGAUUACGCUACUGGCCGCCUGGAGGCAGGGAUCCUGGAAGACGAAGCCAAACUUUUUCUUGUAUCAGGACGACUUUAGGUCUUAUAAGAAGAUCACCGUGUUAAGUAAGAUGAUGGAGGCCGGGAAGAAGAGCGGUAAGUCUCGUUGGAAGGUGAUGGUUGUCUUCGCCUCCCAUGCGGGUUUACGGCUGAAGCUGAAUUAUGAUUACGAGGAGUUGUUCCAGAAAGACACUAUUGAAAUCGUUCGGACGCUCGUUUUCUACAAGUUGAUGAUGAUGUGGGUCACGGCCAGCAUGGGCUUCUCCGAGGUAGACCUGCGGUACCUGCGUCACGGCAAUGUGCUCGCGAGAGAGCAACCCGAGGGGGAUGGCCGAAAGAAGAAGCUGCUGGUCAGGGCAGCCAGGGCACAGGAUGAAUAUGGCAGCAACAAAGACGACGACAACGGCGGCUCGCAGUCCGCCUCCCACUGGCUGCCGACCGAGUCGAGGACGUCCACGGAGUCCACGCGGGCCGCCUGGGCUACCAGGCAGGCAGCCCGGUCUCACAGCAUUGGAUGCAUGUAGCACCCCGCCAUUGCGAAC
Molecule: messenger RNA, 2451 nt
Organism: Prorocentrum cordatum
Lineage: Eukaryota; Dinophyceae; Prorocentrales; Prorocentraceae
Source: the annotation of a GenBank genome assembly